Messenger RNA from Xenopus tropicalis (tropical clawed frog), 1930 nucleotides. RefSeq lists its product as uncharacterized. The record is from RefSeq and is a predicted model, not a curated record. NCBI's taxonomy places the organism in Eukaryota, Metazoa, Chordata, Amphibia, Anura, Pipidae. Bases 9 to 965 code for a protein of 318 amino acids. The transcript has a single exon.
CUGAGGGCAUGGGGGAAGGAGCUAAGGACACUGGGAGACCAGGAAGUGCUGAAGGAAGAGAUACUGGGGGAGACGUAGAAGGAAAGGGGUCUCUAGGAGGGGAGGAAACUGAUAGAGGGAAGUUAGACAGUACAGACAGUACAGAGACUGGGAGACCAGGAGAUGCAGAUAAGGAAGACUUGGGAGAGAACGAAAGGGAAGGAGAGGACACUGGGAGACCAGGAAGUGCUGAAGGAAGAGAUACUGGGGGAGACGUAGAAGGAAAGGGGUCUCUUGGAGGUGAGGAAACUGAUAGAGGGAAGUUAGACAGUACAGAGACUGGGAGACCAGGAGGUGCAGAUAAGGAAGGCUUGGGAGAGAACGUAAGGGAAGGAGAGGACACUGGGAGACCAGGAGGUGCCGAUAAAGAAGGCUUGGGAGAGAACGUAAGGGAAGGAGAGGACACUGGGAGACCAGGAGAUGCAGAUAAGGAAGACUUGGGAGAGAACGAAAGGGAAGGAGAGGACACUGGGAGACCAGGAAGUGCUGAAGGAAGAGAUACUGGGGGAGACGUAGAAGGAAAGGGGUCUCUUGGAGGUGAGGAAACUGAUAGAGGGAAGUUAGACAGUACAGAGACUGGGAGACCAGGAGGUGCAGAUAAGGAAGGCUUGGGAGAGAACGUAAGGGAAGGAGAGGACACUGGGAGACCAGGAGGUGCCGAUAAAGAAGGCUUGGGAGAGAACGUAAGGGAAGGAGAGGACACUGGGAGACCAGGAAGUGCUGAAGGAAGAGAUACUGGGGGAGACGUAGAAGGAAAGGGCUCUCUAGGAGGUGAGGAAACUGUUAGAGGGAAGUUGGACAGUACAGAGACUGGGAGACCAGGAGGUGCCGAUAAGGAAGGCUUGGGAGAGAACGUAAGGGAAGGAGAGGACACUGGGAGACCAGGAAGUGCAGAUAAAGAAGGCUUGGGAGAGAACGUAAGGUAAGGAGAGGACACUGCGAGACCAGGAAGUGCUGAUAUCCAAGAGGGCAUGGGGGAAGGAGAGGACACUGGGAGACCAGGAAGUGCUGAAGGAAGAGAUACUGGGGGAGACGUAGAAGGAAAGGGCUCUCUAGGAGGUGAGGAAACUGUUAGAGGGAAGUUGGACAGUACAGAGACUGGGAGACCAGGAGGUGCCGAUAAGGAAGGCUUGGGAGAGAACGUAAGGGAAGGAGAGGACACUGGGAGACCAGGAGGUGCAGAUAAAGAAGGCUUGGGAGAGAACGUAAGGUAAGGAGAGGACACUGCGAGACCAGGAAGUGCUGAUAUCCAAGAGGGCAUGGGGGAAGGAGAGGACACUGGGAGACCAGGAAGUGCUGAAGGAAGAGAUACUGGGGGAGACGUAGAAGGAAAGGGGUCUCUAGGAGGUGAGGAAACUGUUAGAGGGAAGUUAGACAGUACAGAGACUGGGAGACCAGGAGGUGCAGAUAAGGAAGGCUUGGGAGAGAACGUAAGGGAAGGAGAGGACACUGGGAGACCAGGAGGUGCAGAUAAGGAAGGCUUGGGAGAGAACGUAAGGGAAGGAGAGAACACUGGGAGACCAGGAGGUGCAGAUAAGGAAGGCUUGGGAGAGAACGUAAGGGAAGGAGAGGACACUGCGAGACCAGGAAGUGCUGAUAUCCAAGAGGGCAUGGGGGAAGGAGCUAAGGACACUGGGAGACCAGGAAGAGGAAGUGUAAAUGAAGGGCAGAAGGAUGCUGGGGGGCCAGAAGGGGGUCGUAGGGGAGAGGUGGAAAGGAAGGGGACAACAGUAGGUGAGGGAACUAGUAGAGAUACGUCAGUAGGUUCUGUGUGGGUGAAAGAGAACAUUGGGGAAAAGAAUAAGGAGAAUGGAGCAACAGGAAGUGGAACAGAUGGGCGGGGCUAGUAGGGUUUUUGGAAAACUUUUCAAUAAAUCAGCCUGAAACCCUA